GAUUUGAUUACAUUAAUCUGGGUGUGAGAUAGCAGCAGAUAGCAUCAGCCUCUCUCUGUGUGUUUAACAGUUUAUCAUCAUUAUCAUCACUCAGUAACUAAGACGACGAGCCCGUUGCCAUAGUGUUGCCAUAGGUGACACGUUACGUUACGCAAUGAACGGAGUGACUUCCUCGCAGCUAAAACAAGCUUAGCUUUUAGCUCAGUUAGCUCAGUGAAACACACUCUGUGGGUUUCUCUCCGUGGAGAAGUGGGGACUGCUUGGUGUUUACGUGUUCAUUAGAGUCUCAGCUACAAUUCGGCUUUGUUUCUUUACUUUAAAAUGGCUUUAGUAACCGCGUUAAGACGAUUAACUCACGUUAGGUUAGGAGAGUUUUCGUGGAGGACGGCGGCUGCGAGGUUAACGUCUGGAGCCUGGUUGACCGGACAGAGGAGCUUCACCACCGGCACACAGCCUCUAAGGUCAGACAACAAGGUGACGGUCCACUUCAUCAACAGAGACGGGGAGAAGAUCUCAGUGAAGGCAUCGCCUGGAGACUCACUGCUAGAUAUUGUCAUUAAUGAAGACCUCGACUUUGAUGGCUUUGGGGCGUGUGAGGGAACCCUGGCGUGCUCCACGUGCCAUCUGAUCUUUGACGAGGACGUCUACAAGACUCUGGGGCCGGUCACAGACGAGGAGAUGGACAUGCUAGAUUUAGCCUACGGCUUGACUGACACAUCUCGUCUGGGUUGCCAGAUCUGUCUGACGAAGUCUCUGGAGGGCAUGGUGGCCAGGGUCCCAGAGAGCGUAGCCGACAUCCGACAGAGCAAAGACGGAUCCUCUUAACCUGCGGCCGGGAAACGUGGACGUCGACAGCGUGACUGUGCCCGGUUAGCACUGAGGGGUAUGUGCACAGGGCUCGACGGUGGGUGUUAAUCCGUCAGCACUGCUGUAUCUGCACAGUUCCUCCUUUUUUUUAAAACUUCCUAGUCACAGCCAACUAGAGCCGGGAUGUAAGAAUACAGGAUUUGGACUCAGAAAUAAAGACAAAACAUUGUUUUUAUCGAAAGUAAACAUUUACACACUGGGAUUUUUAGAGUUAAACUGUAAACUCUAUAACCAUUAGCUGCCCUAGUGUAAGGUAUUACGACAAACUCUAAGCUAAGACAAAUCAUAUCGUAUAAAUAAUCCGUCCUGAUUUAAGGUUUGUCCAUUUUAAUCUGAAAAACUUUUAUUAGUCUCUAUGGCGGACACACGAGCAUCAGUUUGCAGCAGCAUUUUGGCUCAGAUAGUCAGUUAUUUAAACCACCCGUCACUGCGAUACACCUCUAGUCUGCGGCUGUGCCUUUGAAUAUCGAAGAUGUUUCCUCGUAAAUAUGACUAAAUUUAGUAAUGUUGUGUAAACUCAGUCAUAUUCACUGAACAAGGUAAAGCUGAAAAGCUGAUUGCAGCCUGUGAACCGAUGCAACUAACAGUUCUCUACGCCUUAGAGAUUGCGCUGAUGCAUAUUGUAUUUUAUUCUACACAUACUGUUUGAUCAGAGCCUUCAUGUAACCAUAUAAUUCCAUCAUGUGAUUGUACAUAGCUAGAACACACACACACACAUAUAUAUCCAUAUGUAUAGAGUGAAAAAUAAUGUAAUAAAAAAAAUCCCCUUUCUAACGG
This is a messenger RNA of Sebastes umbrosus (honeycomb rockfish), 1644 nucleotides long. RefSeq names its product adrenodoxin-like. The record is from RefSeq and is a predicted model, not a curated record. Gene Ontology annotation, molecular function: 2 iron, 2 sulfur cluster binding. Gene Ontology annotation, cellular component: mitochondrion. The coding region runs from base 322 to 825 and encodes 167 amino acids. The transcript has 4 exons. NCBI's taxonomy places the organism in Eukaryota, Metazoa, Chordata, Actinopteri, Perciformes, Sebastidae. Gene Ontology annotation, biological process: P450-containing electron transport chain; positive regulation of oxidoreductase activity.